Molecule: messenger RNA, 495 nt
Organism: Purpureocillium takamizusanense
Lineage: Eukaryota; Fungi; Ascomycota; Sordariomycetes; Hypocreales; Ophiocordycipitaceae
Exons: 3
Coding region: 1-495 (164 amino acids)
Source: RefSeq, a predicted model, not a curated record
AUGAAGGCCCUUGCCCUCGUUGCUGCUUCUUUUCUCCCCCUCGUCCUCGCAACCCCCCUCACCACCACCGCGAGAAUCAAUGGCACCUGCGCCCCCGCCUAUAGCCCCAUGACGUAUUCGUUGAUUGUCAGUGCGUGGUGCAUCUGCCUCGACGAGAGUGAAUGCAUCCGCCGCGAGGGCCACAUCUGGGACAAGACCGAUGAUUACUCGCCAUGCCCCGGCCUCCCAAGCAACUACAAGGGCUGCAGCUAUUUCACACAUUGCCCUGGCCGAGAUUGGAGCACCUCGUGCACCUUCACGGACCGCUGCGUCGGCAAUCUGACCAUCAUAGACGAUCCAAACAACAAGAUCUGCCCCGGAGGAGAUGACUUUCAGUGCUGUCAGUACCCUCAGGAACUCUUCACGAAUGAGACCGCGGCGGUGGAGUUCCCAUUUGCUGAGGAUUCUGAUUCUGCUGAUGACGAACCCCUCCAACUGAAUCUGCUCCCAGAGUGA